Dromiciops gliroides (monito del monte) is the source of this 2103-nucleotide messenger RNA. It is a transcript of the gene F2, whose product is annotated as coagulation factor II, thrombin. Gene Ontology annotation, biological process: proteolysis; positive regulation of blood coagulation; blood coagulation. Gene Ontology annotation, cellular component: extracellular region. The transcript is spliced from 14 exons. Gene Ontology annotation, molecular function: calcium ion binding; serine-type endopeptidase activity. NCBI's taxonomy places the organism in Eukaryota, Metazoa, Chordata, Mammalia, Microbiotheria, Microbiotheriidae. The annotation marks the transcript as partial. The record is from RefSeq and is a predicted model, not a curated record.
CCCGCUGACCCCUACUUGCUGAUUUCUUCAUGUUGGUUCAACAUUAACCCAGAGGAGCCAGAUCGGCCUGCCUGUGAUCCCUACGUCCACAGCUUCUCCAUGAGCACCAUGAUGGGUGUUCAGGGCCUGACCCUACAAAGCUACCUGACCCUAGGAGUCUUGCUCUCCCUUGCCCACUGUGAACAUGUUUUCCUAGGCCAGCAGCAGGCACUGUCUGUGCUCCAGAGGGUUCGGCGGGCCAACAGGGGCCUCCUGGAAGAGAUGCGCGCGGGAAACCUCGAGCGGGAGUGUCUGGAGGAGCUGUGUAACUAUGAAGAGGCCUUUGAGGCUCUGGAGUCAACCACAGCCACGGAUGAAUUCUGGAGCAAGUACAAAAAUUGUGAAUCUGUGAGGACAACCUCAAGAGACAUUUUUGACAACUGCCUAAAAGGGAAUUGUGCACAGGGCCUAGGGGCGAAUUACCGGGGCAACAUCUCUGUCACCAAGUCUGGCAUUGAAUGUCAACUGUGGAGGAGCUACUAUCCACACAAGCCAGACCUCAACUCCUCCACACACCCUGACUCUGACCUCCGGGAAAAUUUCUGCCGAAACCCGGACGGCAGCUCCACUGGCCCCUGGUGCUACACCACCGACCCGACCCUGCGGCGAGAGGAGUGCAGCAUCCCCAUCUGCGGAAAGGACAGCUUCACUGUGCCUCUGACCCCAAGAAGCACCAACCAGUUGGGACCAAGGAGCUCACAGCCUUGUAUCCUUGAUGAGGGCCAGACAUACCAAGGACACCUUGCUGUCAGUGUAUCUGGGACCCCCUGCCUGCCCUGGGCCUCUGAAGAGCUGAAGCCGGUUCUCCAGGGAUACAGUUUUGACCCUGCUGUGUCCCUGGAGGAGAACUAUUGCCGAAAUCCGGAUGGUGACGAGGAGGGCCUCUGGUGCUUUGUGGCUGGGAACCCCAUUGGUCUGGAGUACUGCCCAACCACUUACUGCGACAGCCCCCUGGAUGAGGCGGAGGGAGACUUGGAGCCGGAGACCAUAUCGGGCCGCAGCACGGCUCAGGAGUACCAAGUGUUCUUCAACGAGAAGACCUUCGGUUCCGGGGAAGCAGGCUGUGGGCUCCGGCCCCUGUUUGAGAAGAAGGGCCUGAAGGACAACAGUGAGAACGAGCUGCUGGAUUCCUACAUAGGCGGGCGCAUAGUGAACGGGGAUGACGCGGAGCUGGGCAGCGCCCCCUGGCAGGUGAUGCUUUUCCGGAAGACCCCUCAGGAACUGCUAUGUGGGGCCAGUCUCAUAAGUGACCGAUGGAUCCUCACUGCUGCCCACUGCCUCUUCUACCCGCCGUGGGACAAGAAUCUAACAGUGGAUGAGUUGCUUGUGCGAAUUGGAAAACAUCAGCGCUCCAAGUAUGAGCGCUCCAUGGAGAAGAUUGCCAAGCUGGAGAAGAUCAUCCUCCACCCCAAAUACAACUGGAAGGAGAAUCUGGAUCGAGACAUUGCCCUGCUGAAGCUAAAGCAGCCCAUCACCUUCACCGACUUCAUCCACCCCAUCUGCCUGCCCUCCAAGGAGACUGUGAAGAAGUUACUGCUGUCUGGGUACAAAGGGAGGGUCACUGGUUGGGGCAACCUGAGGGAGACAUGGACCUCUUCGAGAGACAGCCUGCCCAGCGUUCUGCAGAAAAUCAACCUCCCCAUCGUAGAGCAGAAGAUCUGCCAGGACUCCACCAGGAUCAAGAUCACAGACAACAUGUUCUGUGCAGGGUACAAACCGGAGGACGACCGACGAGGAGAUUCCUGUGAAGGGGACAGUGGGGGGCCUUUUGUUAUGAAGAGCCCUUCUGACAAUCGCUGGUACCAAAUGGGCAUCGUGUCCUGGGGUGAAGGCUGCGACCGGGAUGGAAAAUAUGGCUUCUACACUCAUGUUUUCCGUCUCAAGAGGUGGAUGCAGAAAGUCAUUGAUCGAAUUGGACAUUAGGGGGCCACCGUUAAAGUCCUAUCCCCACCCCCGAGUAAGGAGCAUGAACUGGAAAGGCCUCCCUCCCCGGUGAAGUGGGAGGGGUUUGUUUGUUUUUUAUUUCUAAAAUAUCUAUUUCCCAAUAAAAGUCUUUCCCCUCUA